GAAUGAAACUACAGUUUUAAACAUGGGACAUCAGAGCAGGUGCAACACAGGGCACGUCAGAUUACUUCCAGCCUCAUAUUUUGGAGGAAAGCCUCAUGCGAGCACCCUCCAUGAGGCUCGCAUCGGCAAGGAGUCGAACAAAGGAAUGCCUAGCCCUUCUAUUUAUCCCAUGGAGGUAAGAAAGGACUUCCUACCUCCAUGAUUUAUCCCUGAUUUAACAAGAAGAAUGUCUUAACAGCGUUAAGAGACAGGUGGCUGGUAACGGACAGAUGGACAAAGAAUAUGAAGAAAGUUUCGGGGAGUGUCAUUGUGUGAGUUAUUGCUGAGGGUCCCUUAACCGUGACGUCACAAGCCAGUUUCCAUUCAGAGCGCAGACCUUAUCGAUCUCGAUGGUGACGCCUCUUCUCACAUUUGACUCUUUUGCCAUUUUGUCUCGACUACGCUGCGUCAUCGGUACCUGCACCGAACCAAACAGCUUUGCACCGAAGGAACGAACAGAUAGCCACAGCCAGUCAGUCCUAGAUUUUGCUUGUCUGAGUAGGAGGUUGCUGAAAGAAUUUUCUACAAAUAUGACUAAACGAUCGUUUGAUGAAUUUAUGAAAAAUCAAGAUUCUGUUGAUUAUGAAGCUUACAUGAGUGAUAGUGAGAUUGUUAUGGAGCAGCAAUUGAUAAAAAUGAAAGAUUAUAUCAAGCACAUGAUGAGGACAGUUAGAGCUGAUAUUCAACUAAAUCGACCACGAGCCCUCAACGACCUUCGCCUACUUGAGAAUGAAAGUAGAUUUUACAAAUCAUUGGAUGCCCAUGUUACAAGGGGCACCGUUAUUAAUAUAGCCGAAAUGGAAGAAAUUAAAGCAGUCCACAUUGCGGUGAGGUCUCUAGAACGUGUAUACGUCGAAUUUUGUUUAAGUCUAGGUGUUACAUUCUGCCAGCAUGGACUCAGAAGGCCAAACUGCUUUGCACAUAGAUUGUAGAAACAGUUCUUUAGAAAUAAUACAGCUACUUCUUGAAAGCAGGGGCAGGUCCAUUCUGGAUAAAUGUGACCAGUUUGGAAGAAGGCCGCUGCGCAUAGCAUGCACAAGAAGUUCACCAGAAGUUGUGCAAUACUUGCUUGAGAAUGGUGCUUCCAUAGAAAAAGAAGGCUGUCUUCUGUUAACUGCACUAAAUCAUAUAUAUAGGAGCUAUAUACACAGAAUAAUAUCUACGCUUCUAGAUUAUGGAGCAGAUAUUAACAUGUGUUCGAGCAGUGGAACGACCUCGCUGUUAAAGGAUGUGGAACGCGCUUCCCAUACUAGAAAAUCAUCAUAUAUGCGAUUAUACUUGCCAUAUGAACAUUUAAGUCUCGCAGAUUUGUUAAUAGACUGCGGUGCAAACCUUCAUACGCAUAGCUGUGACGAUUGCAUCGCUAUGUAUGGAAAUGGAUUCCCAGACAAAAGCCCACUGGACGAAAGCGCACGCGACAAAAGCCCACUAUGAUAAUUGCCCACUCGACAAAUACCCACAGCGAUGAAAGCGCACAUUGAUAAAAGUCCAUACUGAUAUAAGCCACAUUGAUAAAAAUCCACAUGGAUAUAAGCCCACGCUGAUAAAAGCCCACACUCAUAAAAGCGCACAUAAUCAAAAAGGACUUAUAGUUUUUUUAUUACUAAAAGUGUAUUUAUAAUUUUAAUUAUAAUAAAAGGAGUAUUCAGAUCUGAAUUUUAAUGUCUCAAAUAUAUGUUUGUAUAUUUUAUCACUAUUUUAUUAUUUAAUUUAUUAGGUAGAAAAGCAAACUUUCUGUUCUCUGAUUAAGUGAUUAGCUAUAACGUUUCGAUGAUAAAUCUGAAAUUGCAUUUUAUUAUUUACUUAUUUAAAUUUGGUAUGUGUAUGUGAAUAUGAAAAAUAUCAUUGUGGAGUUUCUCACAUGCUAUUUUUAAGGUAAUAUGGCUGAGAUUAAAUAUAAUUAUGUUUCAUUAUUAAAACUAUUAACUUUUUAAUUAAAAAACACGUAAUUUUUUAAAAAAGUUUUUUCCUUAAAAAGCUUUUUUUCUAAUUUAAAUCAGAUUAAAUUAAUUCUGUUAUCCAUUAGCAAAUAAUUAUAGUGAAUUAUAUCUAUUGACGACAUUUCUAAGAAGACUCGUUUUGAAAGAGACCUGAAGAAAUAAAUGGGCCUAAAUAGAUUGUAAUAUCAAUGAACAUUUUUAAUGACGGAGAUUAACUUAAACAUAGUUGCAUACAGCAGAGAAAAGGGCGAUGAAGUAAGAAU
Messenger RNA from Stegodyphus dumicola, 2242 nucleotides. RefSeq lists its product as uncharacterized. Gene Ontology annotation, molecular function: protein binding. The record is from RefSeq and is a predicted model, not a curated record. NCBI's taxonomy places the organism in Eukaryota, Metazoa, Arthropoda, Arachnida, Araneae, Eresidae.